Messenger RNA from Didymodactylos carnosus, 1304 nucleotides. The record is from the annotation of a GenBank genome assembly. NCBI's taxonomy places the organism in Eukaryota, Metazoa, Rotifera, Eurotatoria, Philodinida, Philodinidae.
GUUUUUCCUCAUGGUCUAUAAUCUUCGACUAAUGCUGAAUAUUUUGUGUCGGUUACAGUCAUUUUUGACGGAAUCUUCAGAUCGAAGGAAGUUCAGCUGAUCCGUUUUUUUCAAAAAUUCCGUAUUUUGCCAGUAGUCAUGUAAACUUCAAAUUCGCAUAACUCACUCGGUUUCCGUCAAAAAUGACUGUAACCGGCACAAAAUAUUCAGCAUUAGUCGAAGAUUAUAGACCAUGAGGAAAAACUUGGGUGUGAUAAUUAGCUGUGACAAAUUUUUACCAAACUAUAUUUGGGUACCCAGUAAAUCGGCUUGUCUACAGGGACAGUUUGAUUUGAUAUUAAACAAGAUACCGUUCAACACUCCACGUAUCAAUAUCAAUGAAGUAGGAGAAUGAAUUCGAGAGGCGCAAAUACCGAAUAUGUUGAUGACAAGGGAAACACAGUAUUGUGCAAUGCUGUUAUCACGAAUAAUUUGGAAUUGAUUAAAGUAUUGGUUGCUGGUGGAUUGAAUACCGAGUAUAAAAAUAAAGAGAAUUCACAGCAUUACAACUCGCUCGUAAUGCCGCAUCAAGAAAUACCCAAUUGGUCGCCUUUCUAGAAAAACUAGGCGUCAACAGUGAAUUAAAACAAUUAAUUCAACAGAAACAAUCACAGUUGACACCGGAUGAAGUUCAUAAGUUAUUAGAACAAGGUGCAAAGAUUGACGCAUUCAUUGCUCAUAAUGAUACAUUUUUACAUCUGUUAAUUGUUAACAAAGGCACGCCAGAAUUAGUUAAUGCAUUUGUCAGUGAUUUUGGUGCAGAUAGCGAUGCUAUGAAUGUAAACGGAUAUCGUCCAAUUGAAAUGUUCAUAUUGUACGACGAUGAUCAAUUUCUAACCGUAUCUGCAUUUUUGAAACUGAAAAAAGUUACAUCUGAUAUGUUUUUUAAUCGUCAACUGAAUAAAAGUCUGUUACAGUUUGCCAAUGAUCAAAAACAAUUAGUUGUUGCACAAAUUAUUCGGGAUGAAUUAAACUUACGUCUAUGGCAGUGUAUUACACAGGCAACAGCAGAUGAAAAACGUAAUUCAAAAAUAAUAAUAGAAGCAAAGCAACUGAUCAGUUAUGGUGCACAAAUAGAUCACAAACAUAUCGAUGAAGACUUCGACCAAUGGACAGUAUUACACUUAGCGUGUAAAUCAAGUAAUGUGGAUCUUAUCAGGUAUCUAAUCGAAAAUUUAAAACCAGAUUAUAUGAAAUCAACAUUAGGCGGUGAUGCUCCAGUGGCCAUUGCAUCAGAAUUUGGACAAUUGUCUAUCGUUCAGUAG